Molecule: messenger RNA, 4384 nt
Organism: Peromyscus maniculatus bairdii (prairie deer mouse)
Lineage: Eukaryota; Metazoa; Chordata; Mammalia; Rodentia; Cricetidae
Gene: Rnasel
Product: ribonuclease L
Biological process (GO): protein phosphorylation; defense response to virus; mRNA processing
Molecular function (GO): protein kinase activity; RNA binding; protein binding
Source: RefSeq, a predicted model, not a curated record
UUAUGUAUUUAUCUUCUUGUUUCCAUCCUAGAACACAGGGGAUUUGUGAAGAGAGAAGAUACAAGAGUGAUGGGUGAAGCUGGGUCCUAUAACCUGAGAGGCGAGCGCCCUGGGGCCGGCCAAAUCUGUCCUCCGUGCUCAGGGUAGAGCCUUUGUUUUCUGUCAUGGGGUGAAGAUUGCUCCGGGCCUCCGUGUCUGGGUUGAUGCUGGGCACACACCUUCAGUUCUUCCGUUUUCUCACUCCUUCCUUGGCUCCGCCCAGAGGGCUCAGUGACAUACCACGAGGAAAUGUUUCCUCUAGGGGAUGGUCCUAGAGGAUUGUGACUGCCAAAAGAAUGGUGCUGAGGAGACUGGGUUUGGAAGGAGUGUGAAGAGGGCAGAUGUGGAGGACGCAGCAGCGAGGUGGGGUGACCAGCCAGCCUCACAUGGGAUAAAGAAACCCGGAUGGACGAAGACUGAGAAAUACACUUCUCUCCUUAGAGGAGCUUGCCUGUGCUCCCCCCAGCCCCAAAGCCACCAACUGCUAGAGGAGACAUCAGAAGACAGAACACAUAAACCCAAUUCCUACCCCAAGACUCUCAUCGUGUCCCAAAGAAACAAGUGUUCAUUUCUCAAGGAAAAGGCUGAAAGCGUCCAGCAUUGGAAUCGACUGUCAUGGAGAUCACGGAUCAUGACACCCCCCAGGAUGGAUCCACAUCCUCAAGUAAUCAGAGGACCGUUAGUGAAGACAGUCUUUCGUUGAUUGAAGCUGUUAAAAAGGAAAAUGUUGACAGGAUCCAGCAAUUGCUGGAAAGAGGGGCUGAUGUCAAUGUCUGUGAAGACAUGGGGGGUUGGACACCUUUGCACAAUGCAGUGCAGCUUGGCAAGGUAGACGUUGUCGAGCUCCUGCUUCGUCAUGGUGCUGACCCCCGUCGAAGGAAGAAGAAUGGGGCCACUCCCUUCAUCAUCGCUGGGAUCCACGGAGACGUGAGACUGCUCGAGAUUUUCCUCUCUAGAGGAGCAGAUGUCAAUGAGCACGAUUUGAACGGCUUCACGGCUUUCAUGGAAGCUGCCGAGUAUGGUAACGUCAAAGCCUUAAGAUUCCUUUUUGAUAAGGGAGCCAAUGUGAAUUUGAGACGGGAUACCACGGAAGACAGAAGGCGACUGAAGCAAGGAGGGGCCACAGCUCUUAUGAGUGCUGCUGAAAAGGGACACACAGAAGUCCUGAGUAUUCUCCUCAAGGACAUGGGGGCAGAAGUCGAUGCCCGGGACAAUAUGGACAGAAAUGCCUUGAUCCGUACUCUGCUGAACUCCGAUAGUGAAAAUGUGGAGGAGAUUACUCGCCUUCUGCUCCACCACGGGGCUGACGCUAACGUGAGAGGAGAGGGCGGGAAGACACCCCUGAUCUCCGCAGUGGAAAGGAAACACAGAGGUUUGGUGCAGAUGAUACUGGAUCAGGAGGGAAUAAACAUCGAUGAUAGAGAUAGCCAGGGCAAGACAGCCCUGCUAAUCGCUGUUGAACUCAAACUGAAAGAAAUUGCCGAGUUGCUAUGUGCUAAGGGAGCCAAUACCAACUGUGGGGAUCUUGUUGGGAUAGCCAGGAGGAAUUAUGAUCCUUCCCUUGCAGACCUUCUGCUCCGUUAUGGAGCUAAUGAUGAAACAGGCCCUCCUGCUGGAGACAGGUUGCCUCAUAGUUCACGCUGGGAGGAAGCCUUGAAAAGACUUCACCGUAUGUCUCGACCCAUGAUUGGCAAACUCAAGAUCUUUAUGGACAAUGAAUUUAAAAUUUCUAGCACUUCCGAAGGGGGCAUCUACCUGGGGUUCUAUGACAAUCGAGAGGCGGCUGUGAAGGUCUUCCGUGAGGACAGCACAUAUGCACAUAAUGAGGUCUCCUGUCUGCAGAGCUGCCUUGGACACAGUAACUUCGUGACAUUCUAUGGACAUGAGACCAGCAAGGGCUGUUCAUAUGUGUGUAUGUCCCUGUGUGAUUGGACACUGGAAGAGUUCCUGGAAGGGCCCAGAGAGGAACCCAUGGAGAACGGGGAAGAUAAGUUUGCCCGCAAUGUCCUCUUGUCUAUUUUUGAGGCUGUUAAAAAGCUACACUUGCAUGGAUAUACCCAUCAGGAUCUGCAGCCACAAAACAUCUUAAUAGACUCCAAGAAAGCUGUUCGCCUGGCAGAUUUUGAUCAGAGUAUCCAGUGGAAGGAAGAUCCACAGACGGUCAAGAGAGACUUGGAGGCCCUUGGACGGCUGGUCCUCUAUGUGGUAAAGAAAGGUGAGAUCCCCUUUGAGACACUGAAGGCACAAAAUAAUAAAGAGGUGAUUAAAAAAUCUUCAGAUGUGGUGACUAAGGACCUCAUUUAUUGCCUGUUUUAUCCUGGAGAGAAUGCAAUGAACUGUCUGGAGGACCUUCUCAGCCAUCCUUUCUUUUGGACUUGGGAGAACCGCUACAGAACACUUCGGAAUGUGGGGAAUGAAUCUGACAUAAAACAACCAAAAGGUAAAAGUGAGCUUCUCAAACAACUCCAGCCUCAGACACAUGAACCUUCCAGAAGUUUUUAUCAGUGGAAAUCUAAGAUUGACAAAUAUGUUAUGAAAGAAAUGGAUUAUUUCUAUACGAGAAACAACAGAAAACCUUAUCAGGACACUGUGGGUGACUUACUGAAGUUCAUUCGGAAUAUAGGAGAACACAUCGAUGAGGAUAAAAAUAAGCACAUGAAGGAGAGAAUUGGAGACCCUUCUCGUUAUUUUCAGGAGACAUUUCCAGAUCUUGUAAUCUAUGUCUACAAGAAACUACGGAACACAGAGUAUAGAAAACAUUUUCCUCAGGCUCAAUCAAGCCUCAGUGUGCCCAAGGCAACGGGACCAGCAGACCUACAGAGCUGAGGCUUGCAAGCUCAAGGAACCGAUUUUUAAUCUGUAUAGUUCUUGGCAAGUUGCAUAUCUGUGAUCUCUUAGGUAAUCUGGUUGCUUGUGAGGGCUGAGUUAACUAGCCAGCAUGUCAGUUUCUGAUACACUGUUCCACACAAUCACAAAAGCAGUGUACUACAAAACUGUACUACUCCAUUUUGGUGGAUAGAAUUGGGAGAGCCUUCUGUUAAGAUUUCAUUUUUUAAAAAAAUGUGCGUGCGUGUGUGCGUGUGUGUGCGUGCGUGUGUGCGUGCAUGUGCGUGUGCGUGUGUGUGUGUGUGUGUGUGUGUGUGUGUGUGUGUGUGUGUGUUUGUAGAGAAGGGGGGCACACAUGCCACAUGUGGAAGUCUGAGUACAACUUUGUGGAGCUGAUUCUCUUCUUCUACCAUUAUAUGGGUUUGGGGGAUCAAAUUCAUGUUGGGAGGCUUUCAUGGCGAGCACCACUACCCACCUGAGUCAUAUCACGAGCAUGAUUCCUAUUAUAUUAAUUGCACCAAAGGAAUGAGUAUCAAGACCCUGUGCCUGUGUGUUUUAUGUUUAUCUCACUUAAUUCCUCCAAUGAUCUUGCAAAACAGAAUUUAUUAUCUCCAUUUAAGAACCAAGGCUUGGAGAGUUUGAAUGACUUGCCCAAGAUCAUACAACCCUGUCAGAGCAGUGUCUAAAAAGAUGUAACAUUAUUGCAUCUCACAUGGGGGCUUUAAAUACAAUCAACAUCUCUUCUGGAUGAAACUCAGAAGGAAUUUGCCAAAGGGCUCCAGGAGGCUUCGUUAGUCAUUCAGUAUUUGGUACCUAGCUAAAUGAAUCCCAUUUUUUUUUUCUGUAAGCACCAGUACUGGUUUCUCAUGAUCAAGGUCAUAGUUCUCACUUGGAGUCAUUUGUUAGUGUUGUAGCCGGGGGGAGGGGGGGCAGGGAAUGGCACUAUUGGCAUUGAGUAAGUAUGAGCCAGGGAUGCCACCAAACAUUCUGUGAUGCAUGAAGCAGCCCUCUCACAACACCACACUGUGCAGACUCAAUAUCAGUGGUGCUGAGGUUGACAAAGACUGUCUGAAGGGAUUGGGACACGUUUGAGCUGGCCUUGGGCCUAGGGCUGUAAGUACAUGGAACACCUCCCAGAAGAAUGACUUGGGUGUAUUUUCUUGAAGCUGGAUCUGAAAUGAAGUGGUUCCUUCUGGUGUCCAUGCAGGAGUCCUCAUCUUCCCUCGCUUCCCAUGCUCAUGGUGCACAUGCUCUGUUUGUGGUGCUCUACCAUCUCCCUGACACAUUGUCACCUCAGUGCAUGCUUCGUCCCAAUUGUCCUUUUGUCCCCUGCCCCUGAAUCAAAGCUCCCUAAGGCCUUUGUAUCUUUACUGCUUAGUAAUGCUUGAUAAAUCUUCACUGAGUAAUCAAUGGACCACCCUUGUACAUGGAUGAUGAUGAUGAUGAUGAUAAUAUAAUGAUGAUGAUGAUGAUAUGAUGAUGAUGACAAUGACAAUAAAUUUAUGGACUUUAUACAUUA